UCUGCGCCUCAGCUGAAACGCAACCAGCCCGAGGGAAAUUUCCCUCCAACCUCGCUGCGCGUUCACGAGGAGACAAGGGGAAGCUCGGGCGCGGAAACGAGCGCGCCCCCGCUCUCUGACGUCAACGCGUCAUGCCGCUCCCCAGCACGGGCUCCUCAUACUAGGAAGGACGCCGGCUAAGGCGCAUGCGCACACGGUUCCAGCCGUGCUUGUAUUUCUGGCUCUGAACCUAGUUAUGGACGCCCUCACUCCUGAGGGGGAUGCCCCCUCACUCUCUGCAGCAAUGAAAGCAAAGAUUGAACGGAAUCGUCAGCGGGCAUUGAUGCUGCGGCAGGCGCGGCUGGCUACUCGGCCCUAUCCAGCCACUGGCGAAGGCAGUUCUAAAGUUAAGGCACUUCCUAAAAUAACAGAUACAGGGGGAGGAUUCUUCCUGGAGGAGGAGGAGGAAGAGGAAGACGCAGCAGAGAAAAUUGUUCACCCUCCAGGGCCUGUAUUAGAAUUCGACUAUCUUAUCUGUGAAGAAUGUGGUAAAGAAUUCAUGGACUCCUACCUCAUGAAUCACUUUGAUCUAGCAACAUGUGAUAAUUGCAGAGAUGUGGAAGAUAAGCAUAAGCUCAUAACAAGAACUGAAGCGAAGCAAGAGUACCUUCUAAAAGACUGCGAUUUCGACAAGAGAGAACCAGUGCUCAAGUUUAUUUUGAAGAAAAACCCUCACAAUCCACAGUGGGGUGACAUGAAACUAUAUUUAAAACGGCAGGUAAUAAAGCGCUCUCUUGAAGUUUGGGGUAGUGAAGAGGCGUUAGAAGAAGCCAAGGAAAGUCGCCAAGACAACAGAGAGAAAAUGAAGCAGAAAAAGUUUGAUAAAAAAGUUAAAGAGCUGCGUCGGGCUGUAAGGAGCAGCCUUUGGAAAAAAGACACCAGUGUCCACCAACAUGAGUAUGGAGCAGAAGAAGUGGUGGAGGACGAUUUAUACAAGAAGACCUGUACCACCUGUGGUUAUGAAUUGACAUAUGAGAAAAUGUAAAUGGACUUGCUUUUAUAGGACACGCACCUUUUGUAAUGUUGAUUAUUUAUCCAGUAAAAUGCAUCACUUAAUCUUUGUGCUUUUUUGUUUUUAUACAGUUUGCCCCACGCAGCAGUUGAAUGUGUGGUUUAUUCUCUUGCCUCUAUUCAGGGGAUUCGCCACCCCCUUGGAUUGGGCUGAUAAUUAAGUUAUCAGGUUUCUUUAAUUACACUCAACAAUAGAACAUUGCUUAAUAUCGACAUUUUGUGGAAAAACAUCUUAGGCAUUUACAGGGCAGAUCAUUUGUGGCCUUUAUGGACUUGAAAUCAGCCUUUGACUCUAUACAUAGAAGUAGACUAUGGGUGCCAUAUUAAAUGACAAAAGAUUAUUUGGGCUUAUAAAGGAUCUUUAUACUGAUAACCUGAUGAGAGUAAGGUAUGUUACCCAUGGGCCUCUUUCCAAGGAAAUUCCAAUGCUCAGAGGUGUGAAGCAAGGCUGUAUUUUAGCUCCAACUCUUUUUAAUAUUUAUAUAAAUGACCUUGAACAAUUUUUACAAGUAACAAAUGGCCAUCUGCCAAAAAUUGGCAAAAGAAAAUUACCAAUUCUUUUAUAUGCUGAUGAUACGACAUUGGUAUCUCGUUCUAGACCAGGGCUGAGGCAUCAAUUAACGUUACAUGCAGAUUACUGCCAGAUAAAUAGCCUUGAAAUAAAUUAUAGGAAAUCCAAAAUUCUGGUCUUUGAGAAGAAAUUCAUGUCUAGGAGAUGGUCUAUUAAUGGCCAAAUCCUGGAACAGGUCAGAACUAGAUGACUGAUUCUUCAGACAAACCGAAGUCCUUGCAGUGCUAAGGAAGGAACCGCGGGGCUAAGCUGACCCUAUAGGUCAAACUUUUUCAUACUUGGGAGUGAACUUUUAUCAUGCUCUAUCUUGGUCUUUUCAUAGGAACGCUACAAAGCAAAAAGCAAUAAUUGGUAUCAAUGCUAUUCUCCAUUUUUAUCGUACUAAAGGAGGUCAUCAUUUACCAUCCACUGUCAAGGUUUUUAGUGCAAAGAUCAUGGCUCAAAUUGUAUAUGCCGCACCUAUCUGGAUUCAGGGGACUAAUGCUGAAAUUGAUAACGAGCGCAAGCAAAAUUCUUGAGAUCCCUUUUACGGGUUCCCAGUUGUGUUCCAAGUUCUGCUCUUCUUGAAAUUGGAGAGCUUCCACCACUCGUACUCAGGAUAUGGAUUGCCACCAUAAAAUUAUGGUUAAAGGUUUUUCUUUUUGCUGAAAGGACAGGUUUGUUAACACACCUAGUCACUGAAGAUUAUUCUAAACUAGCGGACCUGGCCACGCUUCACUGUGGCUUACUGUGUGGAGUCACACAUGGAAGGGAGGAGGAAGGGGAGAGGCGUACCAGCUUAUUUCCACGGCGUGGCUUGGAACGCUCCUCCUUCCUGUCCCUGUGUGUUGCAGGCGCUUCCAGCAGCAGGCGGGUUCGCGUGGCAUGAGCGCACACGCCGUGGCAAUCGUGGGCAAGCCGCGGGUUUGGGGAAAUGUGCGUUUUACUGGGCUCCAGUGUGACCUGUGAGCCCGGUGAAGGUCGCAAAACCUGCCCGCAAUGGGAAGCCACAUCGUGUCAAAAUUUGGGAGCAAUCGGUCCAGCCGUUUCUGUGUUAGAGCAUGAAGAACACACGGUUACAUUUUUAUAUAUAUAGAUGGGCCACGGUUAUUGGACACAAAGCAACUUCAUGUGGCCUUUCUCCAUCUUUUCUUACUUUAUUGGGGCCUGAUAAGGCUUUGAAAACAGUGAUCCAGAGAUUGAAGGAUGUUACUUUGGCAGAACUUCGAAUUCAGUCAUUAUCUGUCUGCUCUCCUUGUUUUUUUGGGACUGAAUUAUAAUAACCCAUUUAGUCCAGGAAAUUCAGUCAAAUUUAUCACAUUUUUUGGUACAGAGUAAUUUUUGCAAAGGCAGAUUUAACGUGCUCCUGAGGUUGUAUUUGGUCGUUUUCUGGGUAUUUCUUUUUCUAAUAGAUUUUGCCCAUGUAACGAUAAUUAAGUGGUAUCACUGACGCAUGUCUUGCUCUUUUGUAAGUUAUAUCAGAGGAUAUGUCAAGAUGGUUUACUACUGCUGAUACCAG
Molecule: messenger RNA, 3119 nt
Organism: Sphaerodactylus townsendi
Lineage: Eukaryota; Metazoa; Chordata; Lepidosauria; Squamata; Sphaerodactylidae
Gene: XPA
Product: XPA, DNA damage recognition and repair factor
Exons: 7
Coding region: 236-1024 (262 amino acids)
Biological process (GO): nucleotide-excision repair, DNA damage recognition; UV-damage excision repair; base-excision repair
Cellular component (GO): nucleotide-excision repair factor 1 complex
Molecular function (GO): damaged DNA binding
Source: RefSeq, a predicted model, not a curated record